AUGUCCAGUAGGGCGUUGUUAGAAGCCGCCACAGCGGCCUUUCUCGUGCGAGACGGGGUAACAAUCUUUGGAUCAUUUACCCUGGCCUCGUGCUGUUCGUCUAUCAUUCCCGAUAGCCUCGCCUUGCAGCCUAGCUUAAAGAUCGUCAUCACGCAGAUCGCGGUUCCGGUGUUGUCUCAACUGGUGACUACCCCCUUACAUCUACUUGGUCUCGACAUGUACAACCGUCAAUACUCGGUAUCAUGGGCCGAGAGAUUCGCUCUUAUCCUGAGGCAUCUACCAUCCGCAACGGUCAUUCGCUGUGUUCGGAUUAUUCCGGCCUUUGGAUUCGGUUGUUUGACGAAUAUAGGACUGCGGGAGUUCUUCCAUAAACAUCGUGAUGAGUAG
Messenger RNA from Aspergillus alliaceus, 387 nucleotides. RefSeq lists its product as uncharacterized. The coding region runs from base 1 to 387 and encodes 128 amino acids. The transcript has a single exon. Lineage: Eukaryota; Fungi; Ascomycota; Eurotiomycetes; Eurotiales; Aspergillaceae. Gene Ontology annotation, cellular component: mitochondrion. The record is from RefSeq and is a predicted model, not a curated record.